CGUGGUGGCCGAUCGUACCCAUCGCUCAGCAAUGCGAACAUUGAAGUCGUGCCGCCCUCAAUUCGUUGUUGGUACCGGCCUCGAUCGUGACGGGAAGAUUCAAAACCCUGGGACCGACUCCCGAGUCGCUUCCGCGGAUAUCCUACGUAGGGCCGGCAUUCGGCGGCAGAAAGUUCGUCGGCUGAUGGCAUUUAUAGGAAGUUCAAAACUCUCCUGUGUAUCGUCCGACUUUGCCGUGCGAUUUGAUCGACAUUUCCGUUCAUGCUCCAUCAAGCUCCUUUCGCUUCCCUCACCUUUCCAAUCGUCCGGUAUGUGUCUCCACGCUGUGCCGUCGAUCGUGAACGUUCUGCCUUACGUACCAAAUCCCUUGGGCCUUCCCCUCCGUAUGCAACCUGCGCCAGGCGUCUCCAAAAAGGCCUCAGACUCAAGCCCAUGCUGGAAAAAAAUCGACACUGAAUUUCACCCACACCGAUUGUACGGAAAACCGAACUGGCUUUCUAUCUCAUCCUCCACAUCAUCGGGACCUCGUAGUCUCUACCGGGCUAGAUUUCCGCGCGGCGAGCUCAGUGGUGCGGCGGUGGUGCGGCGGAGUCAGAACCAUGUCCAUACUCGACAAACAUCCACACCAAGUCCCACCCACAGCGACUGUAGUAUGUAUUCUGUAGGGAACUCGCUUUCCAUCUCAUCCUCCACACAUCUGGAGACCUCGUAGUCCCUGGCGAGUUCCUUGAAUAUCUCCGGUGGUUCGGCGAUGAUGACGAGGAAUGUGUGAAAUUCAAGAAGACGCAUGUUGAUGUAGAAUUGGAGUUAUCGCUCGAGGGACGCCUCCGUUGGUGGAUGGGGUACGGUAGUAGGGUAAGAGAAGGCGAGGCAAAUCGUUGAAUAAGCAGCUCGAACUUCUGACGGGAUGUUGUCACGAUGGUGACCAUUCCCUUAAUGGCAGGAGACGGAAGAUCGCCUCAGGCUCCCCCGGUAGGCCCCCGAAAGCUUUUCAGGAACUUUCACGCUCUCAUUGUCCAUCCUCUAGCUGCUGCCGUCUGUUUUCUGAACCCAGAGCUUCACUAUCCUUCGGUCAGAUAGUUGAAGCACGGUGGCUGCAGCGGCAACAACUCAG
Messenger RNA from Tricharina praecox, 1114 nucleotides. RefSeq lists its product as uncharacterized. NCBI's taxonomy places the organism in Eukaryota, Fungi, Ascomycota, Pezizomycetes, Pezizales, Pyronemataceae. The transcript has a single exon. The record is from RefSeq and is a predicted model, not a curated record. The coding region runs from base 32 to 712 and encodes 226 amino acids.